AUCGGGAGCGGCGCAGAGAAAUUUCCUUACUAGAUGACAUUUCAUCGCAAUGUCCGAUCGUUUGGGGCAAAUAACCAAGGGAAAGGAUGGGAAAAGCAAGUACUCGACUCUCAGCCUGUUUGAUAAGUAUAAAGGAAAGUCAAUAGAAGCUAUCAGAACUACAGUUAUUCCUAGACAUGGCUUACAGAGUCUUGGGAAAGUUGCUGCUGCCCGGCGCAUGCCACCUCCUGCAAAUUUGCCUAGCUUGAAGUCUGAGAACAAAGGAAACGACCCCAACAUCAUUAUAGUACCCAAGGACGGUACAGGAUGGGCAAACAAGCAGGAUCAGCCAGACCAAAAGAGUUCCAGUGCGAUGGCUGCACAGCUGCAGGAGUCGCUGCCGCAGCAGGGUUUGCAGAAAUCUGUCUCCAAUUUACAGAAGCCGACACAGUCAAUCAAUCAGGAGAGUACAAAUUCAGUGCCAGGUGGACCAAAGUCAUGGGCACAGCUGAAUGGAAAGCCAGCAGGACAAGAAGGUGGUUCAAGGGCCUCAAGCCGACUGUUAUCCUUCUCUCCCGAGGAAUUUCCGACGCUGAAAGCAGCUGGCGAGCAGGACAAGGUUGGCAAAGAAAAGGGCGCCUUAGAUCCGUCGUAUGGGCCAGGACCAAGCCUCCGCCCCCAGAAUGUCACCAGUUGGAGGGAGGGCGGUGGGAGGAACGUCACCUCUGCCACAUCUCUGACCGCCUCCCCUGCUGAGCUGGGCAGCAAGAGCUCGAGCACUGGAGACGGGGCCCCCUCCUCCGCGAGCGCCGGCGAUGCCAAGGAGCCGGCUCUGCGCCCAGCCCAGCCCGUCCGCAAAGGGGCCUCGCAGUUCAUGGGAAACGUCUACCAGCCUCCCACGUACCAUGACAUGCUGCCUGCUUUUAUGUGUCCACAACAGCCAUCUGAGACCCCUGCAUCGCUGGACCGAGGGUCUUUCCCUGUUCCUCAGCUUCACCUUGAGCCCCGGGUACCUUUCAGACAAUUCCAGAUGAAUGACCAGGAUGGAAAAGAGAACAGGCUCAGCCUGUCUCGCCCAACACGCCCAGUUCGGCAGCCGAUGGAGCGAGUGCCUCGGCCCACCAUCAUCAACGCGGAGAACCUGAAGGGGCUGGAUGAGCUGGACAAUGAUGCGGAUGAUGGAUGGGCAGGCAUUCAUGAUGAAGUGGAUUACUCUGAGAAACUAAAGUUUAGUGAAGAUGAAGAAGAGGAAGAAACUCUUAAAGAUGGACGACAAAAGUGGAACAACUGGGAUCCCAGAAGGCAGCGACAGUUGUCCCUGAGCUCUGCAGACAGUGCAGAUGUCAAGCACACCUUGGAGGAGGGAAAGAAUUGGAAUGAUUCAGUCGGCUUGUCCCGGCCAGUCCGGAAAGCGCAGGAUUCGCAGCAGCCUCCGAGGAAGCUGAAUGGCUGGAGCUCUGCCUCAGAAUACCAGAAGCCAGCGCUGGGAAGUGUUCUCAGACAGCAGUCCCUCGAGGAUAAAGAAGAAAAGGUGCCUGUGAGACAGAAGUUUGUGCACUCUGAGAUCUCUGAGGCUGUUGAGAGAGCCAGGAGGCGACGGGAGGAAGAGGAGCGGCGAGCCAGGGAGGAGCGGCUGGCAGCUUGUGCUGCAAAGCUCAAGCAGCUUGAUCAGAAAUGCAAACUGGCUCAGAAGAGUGGGGAGACACAGAAACACACAGAGAAUGAAGAUGUGCGACCUCCCAGCACAGAGAAAAACACUGCACCAGAGAAUGGCCACGCUUUCCGUAAAGCAACCCCUGAGUUUCACACACAGGAUGCUUCUGUUUGCUAUCUGGAAGAGGAGAAUCCUGCUCCAGCAGCAGCAGCCCAAAGCAGCAGUGAGGAGGAGCUCAGAGAAGCUCCCUCACCAGCACAAGAAUUCAGCAAAUACCAGAAGUCUCUUCCCCCACGAUUCCAAAGGCAGCAGCAGCAGCAACAGCAACAGGAGCAGCUGUACAAGAUGCAGCACUGGCAGCAGCAGGUCUAUCCUCCCCCGUCGCACUCCCAUCCCCAGCGGACGUUCUACCCGCCGCCCCCGCAGAUGCUCGGCUUCGAUCCCCGCUGGAUGAUGAUGCCCUCCUACAUGGACCCUCGCAUGGCCCAGAGUCGCACCCCCGUGGAUUUCUACCCCUCAGCCCUUCACCCUUCAGGAAUUAUGAAGCCCAUGAUUCAGCAGGACUCCAUUGGUGGGAGCAGCUGUCGGUCUGAAGAUCAGAACUGUCAGGCAGGGCAGGCAGAGAGGAAAACUGCUCCCUUGGAUCCUGUGCCAGUGUGGGGCCAGGACAGCUACACAUCCCUGCAGAGCAAAGGAUAUUCCCUGUCACAUCAAAAACAGGCUGACAACAUGAGCAUGGAGGGGCUGCAUGCCAGGAAUGAAAGUUACUCUGCUUCUGGAAGGCCAGAGAGUCUGAGCACUCAGCGAGAUCUCUUUGAGGAGAGAGGGGAGGAGUAUUUGAAUGCUUUUGACAAGAAGGCCCAAGCAGACUUUGACAGCUGCCUGUCUUCUCAGAGGAUAGGCCAGGAUCUCUUGUUCCAGCAUCAGGAGAGUGUGCAGGAAGCCUGUCCCGCUGGCAGCCGCCAUGCAAACCUGAGGUGCUCACCCCUCGAGCCUGAUUUUAUGCAAGCGGAGAAGAAGCCUGAAUAUAAUGGUUGGGAUAUCAGCCACCAUCAGAAACCUGCGGAGACAGCAGCAGAAGCUGCUGAAGAAGUGCCCCGGGAUGAGCAGUCGUUCAGUGCUGACCCAUGGAAGAAAGAGGGAGCCAAUACCAAACAGGCCACUGAAGAGACACCAGAAUGGGCUCCUGAGAGCCGCAGCACCAGCGGGCAGCACCAGGAGCAGAUGGGGAGGACAAGGCGGUCAGGCCCCAUUAAAAAACCAGUCCUGAAAGCCCUCAAGGUGGAAGAGAAGGAGAAAGAGAUGGAGAAGGUUAAACUGGAGGGAGAGGACAGCUCACGGCCGCUGAAGGAGAAGGCAGCUGCUCAGAAGGUAGAAAAUGAGUCAGAUGACUCUGCUGCCUUGCUGAACUCCACACGCUACCUGCUGGAUGACAAAGGUUCUUCCCAAACCAGCCUUGCACGGGAGGCUGAGAAAUCCCAAGAGGAAGAAGAGGAGGAGGAGGAGGAAGAAGAGAAGCCAGAAAGAACCUGGGAGAGCAAACUAUCCAAAGAGAGCAGCGAUCUCCCUCCCACAAAAAGAAACAACUGGAUCUUCAUUGAUGAGGAGCAAGCCUUCGGUGGCAGAGGCCAAGGGCGUGGGCGAGGGAGAGGCUUCAGAGAGUUCACUUUCAGAGGCCGAGGCACGGUGGUGAGCAGCAGGGGGGUCUACAACAACAACCAGAGGAGCAGCCGGGGCCGAGGGCUCCGGGAGUUCAACCAGCCAGAGGACUUCCCCAGAGGCAAACCCCGGCGCCGGAUUGCCAGCGAGACACACAGUGAGGGGUCAGAGUACGAGGAGCUCCCCAAGCGUCGCCGGCAGAGGGGCUCGGAGAACAGCAAUGAAGGCUCUGUGCUGGACAGGGAGGACAGUGAUUUGAAAAAGGGAGAUUUCAAAGAGUCUUGGAGGUCCAACAAAAUCUAUUCAGAUGAUCACAAUAGCCUGGAUCCUAAGAUGAGGGCUCCAAGAGCCUUUGGGAGAUCACUGCCACCAAGGCUGAGCAACUCUGGCUAUGGGCGAAGGGGGUUCAUGGGUAAGGAGCCCACCCAGUGGCAAGGCAGGAGUGGGGGAGGAGGCUGGCAGGAGUACGGCCACACGUCUCCGUCAGACACUUUUGGGAGCAGGCAGCAGUCUGACAGGGACUACAUUCAGGAUUCUUACAAACACACGGAUUCCUUCUCCAGCCGGGUUUUUGAUGAGAGUCAUCUGGAUGACAAAAGGCACUUUUUCCAGGAGGAUUACUCAGCAGAUCAGGAGAACAUCGAGAACAGGCCCUUCAGGAGGCGACGUCCUCCCCGCCAGGACAAACCCCCACGCUUCAGGCGCCUCAGGCAGGAGAGGGAAUCAGUUGGGCAGUGGAACCCCGAGGAGGGAGGCCCUAAUCUGCUGCCCAGCCAGUGGCCAGGCAGAGCCAAGCUGAGCAGUGCAGAGAAGAGCACCAUCUCCGGCAGACGCUCUCCUGAGCUGUCCUACCAGAACUCUUCAGACCAUGCCAAUGAGGAGUGGGAGACGGCAUCUGAGAGCAGUGACUUCAGCGAGCGGCGGGACAGAAGAGAUGGAGUUCCAGAGAGUGAGGGCCAGCUGGAAGGUGGCCUUGGCACUGGGAGCUUGGGAGAGAAGAGGGAACUGGCAAAGAGGAGCUUCUCAAGCCAGAGGCCGCUGGUGGACAGGCAGAGCCGCAAGGCUGAGCCAGCAGGGUUUGCAGAGCAGUCUGUCAGGACUGGUGUGGGAGCAGCUUCCAGAUAUGAGAGCCAGCAGAAUGGGACCCUGAUAAAGAGCAAAAGGUCUCCAGAGGAAGGAGGAGGCCUUGGCAACACCAGUGGUGGGAGCAGCCACUCCAUUUAUAGCUUGGAUAGGGCCUCCCACGUGAACUCAGAGAAUGCAGAGGGGCCAGGUAAAAAGCCAGAGAAGGAGCACAAAUCCACUGCACAAAGAGCAAGUGAGAAGGGAGAGGCCUUGUCACAGUUUGAACUGAGUUAUGGAAGUACCAUUAUUGAUAAUCGGGUCUCAAACACAGCAGAAGAGAAUGAAGUUGGUUCCAUGACAGGGGAAGGCUUCAUUGAGGUUCUUACUAAAAAGCAGCGUCGUCUGCUGGAAGAGGAGCGAAGGAAGAAGGAGCAGGCUGCUCAGGCACCAGCCAAGGCCCGCGUCCUGCAGUCGCGCAUUCCGCCGCGAUUCGCUAAGAAGCAGAACAGCCUGUGCUUGGAGCAGAGUGAUGUGACAGUGGCUGGAAACAGCCUGGGCACAGAGAUCUGGGAGAGCAACAGCCCAGCACUUUCUGUUCAGUCUCCUGGCAGUGAUUCCUGGAGCAAGCCUGUAAAUACCUUUAAUGGUACUGAGUCUAGCACUGAGCAGGGAUUUAAGGGCAGCCAGGGGGACAGUGGCAUUGACUUGAGUGCGGAGUCUCGGGAGUCCUCUGCCACCUCCUCUCAGCGCAGCUCUCCAUAUGGCACCCUCAAACCAGAGGAGAUGAAUGGGGCUGGCCUGGUGGACCCAAAGCCUGACUGCCAGAAGGAGCAAGUGCAGAAGCAAACUGAUAAAAAGGAUUCAGAUCAAGGCUCAGGACAGAACAAGGAACACAAGCCUGGACCAAUCGGCAACGAACGCUCCCUGAAAAACAGAAAGGGUUCGGAGGGAACGGAACGGCUGGAAGGGAAUAUUCCCCCUGUCAAUGGGGUGGAAAUUCACGUGGAUUCUGUACUUCCUGUGCCACCCAUUGAAUUUGGAGUAAAUCCUAAAGACUCUGACUUCAGCUUGCCACCUGGUUCUGCCUCUGGCACUGCAGCUAACCCUGUCACCAAAUUGCAGGAUGCCUUGGCCAGUAAUGCAGGGUUAACACAGUCCAUUCCCAUCCUGCGAAGGGAUCAUCACCUCCAGCGCUGCAUCGGCCUGAACCCCAUGUCCUUCCCCACUGCAGACCUUACUCUUAAGAUGGAGUCUGCUCGUAAAGCUUGGGAAAACUCUCCGAGUUUACCAGAACAGAACUCCCCAGGAGGUGCAGGCUCAGGCAUCCAGCCUCCUUCCAGUGUUGGAGCUUCCAAUGGUGUCAGCUACAGCUCUUUUGGUGGAGUUUCUAUGCCUCCUAUGCCUGUGGCAUCUGUAGCACCUUCUGCAUCUAUUCCAGGUAACCAUAUUCCACCCCUGUAUCUGGAUGGCCACGUGUUUGCAAGUCAGCCCCGCCUGGUCCCUCAGACGAUACCUCAGCAGCAGAGCUACCAACAGGCUGCUGCUGCUCAACAGAUUCCCAUCUCCCUCCACACAUCCUUACAGGCCCAAGCUCAGCUUGGACUGAGGGGUGGUCUGCCUGUUUCCCAGUCCCAGGAGAUGUACAGCUCCAUACAGCCCUUCAGGUCUCAGGUGUACAUGCACCCCAGUCUGUCCCAGCCCAGCACCAUGGUCCUGACAGGAGGCACUGCUCUGAAGCCUCCAUAUUCCGCCUUCCCAGGCAUGCAGCCCUUGGAGGUGGUGAAAACCCAGUCUGGGUCCCCCUAUCAGCCCAUGAACGGCAGCCAGGCACUGGUUUAUGAGGGGCAGAUAAACCAGGCUGGUAUGGGAGCCUCCCAGAUGAUGGACUCUCAGCUCACACAGCUGACAAUGCCUGUGCCUGGCUCCCAGCUGCCUCUGCCCCGCUACGGCUCUGGCCAGCAGCCCCUGCUUCUGCCACAGUCCAUCCAGCUUCCUCAGGGGCAAAACCUGCCUGUAGGAGCUCCCCGAAGAAUCCUCCCUCCUGGAUCCCAGCCUUCUGUUCUUGCUGCCAGCAGGGAGUCCUCCCAGAUGGAAAUGAAAGGGUUUCAUUUCUCCGAUGGUAAACAGAGCAUGUCCUCCGGAGGGUCUGUACCAUCCCCACACACGUACAGGCCUAGCUCUGCCAGCCCCAGCGGGAAGCCGUCGGGACCAGCAGUGAGCAUGGGCUCUGUGCAAGGACACUACGUACAACAGGCAAAGCAGCGGGUGGAUGAUAACAAAGCCAAUCUGGGAGCAGUGAAACUGCAAGAAACAGCCUCCACAAGCCAGAUGAAGCCAGUGCGCACAGGAGCGAUCAAACCUCAGGCAGUCAAAGUGGAGGAGAGCAAGGCCUAGGAGCACCUCUGAUGCCCAGCUGGUCCUGCUGCCUGAGAGGCACCACAGCUUAGACUGGACCCCACUGGAUCUCCUGAAAAUCUCACCAGAUCUAUCCCCACCCCACACUGACUGACUACAGUGACAUCAUUCAAGCCCCUCUCCCAACAAAGCAGUUUGAAACAGUGGAUGUGACAUUGACCUGCUUGCUUUAAAACAAACCGAUCAUGUGACUUUUAAGUGGCUUUAGCCAUUUUUUUUUUUUUAUUUUCCCCCUCCCCGUGCCCCAUCCACAGGUAGCUGUGAUUGCUCACUUGGCAAAGCCCGUCCUUCUCCUUACAUACUUCUGUCUCAGCAGAGUGGCAACUGGGGGAGAGGGGUUUAGUUUGAGGUUUUUCAUUUUAAAGGCAGCUGAGGUUUUUACAAAAAAGCUGUGUCUUUGUUUAUAGCAGAACUUUUAUAUGUUCUCUCAUUCCCCCCUUCUUUCUGCUUUCCUCAUUCCUUUCAGAAGAGAAUUCCUUUCAGCUAAAAUGAUGUUCUGACAAAACUCUGCUUAGUUUUGUAUAUGGUUCUGUGCUAUGUUGAGAGUUCAAGUUUGUUUGGGUGUAUUUCCCCAGAUGAUUUAGCUUUUCAGACUAUUUGAUUAAAAAAAACCAGGACAUUUAUGACAUUUGUUACUUUUUCUAGUACUUUUGUUUUAAGCUAGAAGUAAUGCUUGCAUUAGGAGGAAAUGUGUACUAAAGACACGUAGUGCAUCGGUACAUAAAUCCUGAAACUUGCACCACUUCAACACAGCUUUGGGGUGCUUCAUGCACAACAAAAUUCGGCAUUUUCAUUUUAAGGAAAAAAAUCCAAACCACCAGAUUUCUGUUGCAAGCUCCUACAGAUCUAGGUGUUUUAUUUUUCCUUUUUGUGGGUUUCAGAUGUUUUUUUAGUGACUGCAAAUCUCACGCCAAAAUGUAAAUCAUAGAUUUACAAAAUGUAACAUUUGUUAGGAUGAAAAAAAUUCUCCUCACAGCACAUGGGUCAGAAGAGUUGGCUCUAGAGCCAACGGGUCUGUAUGGACUACUUUUUGUAGUUGUGAUGCUCUCUCAUGCUCCCUGUCUUGGCUGCUCGAAUUCUUCGUGUCUCCUGAGACUUGUCCUAUAUUGUUCAUCCCUUGGGGUUGCUCCCCUAAGCUUUGCUCUUUUCCCUGAGUCUUGCUUUCUGUUCCUCUGUUCCACGGCCUUUUGUAAAAUUUGCGUAGAAAUCCGUUGGUAAGGGAGCCCCCUCUGCAAGGCACACUCGGAACCUCCCGAUUUGGGUUGGAAGCGCGUGGUUACAGAGGCAGGUUGGAAUCAUCCUUCUCCUCUCCUUCCCCAGGUGAACAGCAAAGGGUUCUUUACUCUGAUGCAGUUGCAUAUAGUGUGUGUACAGCAUCGUCACCUCACCACUCCUCUCCAGUAUUUGAUGAUCUACACAAGGAAGAUCCCAGUGGGAGAGGUUGGGUUUUAUUUCUUUGGCUGUUUGGUUUUGGUUUGUGUGCGUGUGUGUGUGCGCGCGUGUGUACGUAGAUUUUUUAGGACGGACUUAAAAGUUCCUGAAAGGGCUUGGAGUCCUUCACCUGAUGGUAGUCUAAAGUAAAAACUACUUUCAGCUAACUUGGUUUGUGUUGUUUAGCUCUUUCAAAAUGUAAAGUAGGCUGGUCACUCUGAAGUGAGGGACAGAACCAUUUUAGGAGAUGGUAGCUUGCUGACGGGCUGUGUGUCAGCCUCUGCUGGGUGGCAGAAAGUCAUUUGGUGGUGGUUCCAAAGAAGAUAUUUUGAACAAAGAAUGUAUUGGGGAAGGGAUCUGAAAGGUGUUCUUGUUUCUUCGUUUGCUUUUUU
This is a messenger RNA of Ficedula albicollis (Collared flycatcher), 8595 nucleotides long. It is a transcript of the gene PRRC2B, whose product is annotated as proline rich coiled-coil 2B. NCBI's taxonomy places the organism in Eukaryota, Metazoa, Chordata, Aves, Passeriformes, Muscicapidae. The record is from RefSeq and is a predicted model, not a curated record. The coding region runs from base 50 to 6751 and encodes 2233 amino acids. Gene Ontology annotation, biological process: cell differentiation. The transcript has 31 exons.